AAUCCAAUUAGAUAACGGAUUAAGUGUAGAUUUGGCGCAGGAGCAGAGGAGAGAGAAUGAGAAGGGGAAGAGAGAGAAGGAAAAGGAUGUGAGGGAGAGAGAGAGAGGGUGACGAAGGCUUUAAAUAAGGGCUCAUGGCCCGUGAUAGAAGAGGCAAAGCAGUAGUAGUGUCUACUUCUAACGCAUCUUGUAUUUCUCCUUCUUCCUUCGUUGACAGAGAGAGAGAGAGAAACAGAGAGGCUAUGGAGGGGAAGAAAUCAUUUGUUGAUGAUCUGUUCCCGAGAAGAGAAGCAGCGAAGUCUGAUAUACUCAGCUCCAUAUUCCCGCCACCAACAACUGGAGGUGGAAAGGAUUCUUCUCAUUCAGAUUUCAAUGGGACUUGGAGAAAACAGGGAGAAGGAAAUAGCCGUGGAAGCCCAAGCAAAAACCAGAGCUCGGGCAAGAAGUACAGCAACCCAGUCUAUCUUUAUGAACUACAAGAACCCUGUCUUAUGAGCUCCUCUGUGUAUUACGGUGGACGGGAUGACUUCAUUCCAGAAUCUUCCACCUCCAAUAAUUCCUCAACCUAUUUUAAUUGCAAAGCGGAUAAGGAGGAUGAUUCAGCCGAUACAGAUGUCGCGACGAGAGGGGAUUGGUGGCAAGGUUCGUUUUACUACUGAAGAUAUUUUCAGCGUCUGUGUUACAAUAGUUUAAUCCAUAACAGGUUCGUAUGUAACUGCUGCAAAUAAGAUUAAAAGGCUGCAUUAAAAAUCCAGCUGAUCAGAAGACCUCCACAUGCUGUUCUCUUAUAACUUUUGCUAGGAACAACUUUUUUGGUCUUUUAUGCCCUAACUUCAACCACAAGGAAGGACAAGGAAGGGCUUGUUUGUAAUUUGUCAGAGAUUUCUAUUAUUUCAUCAUAUCACUGAUGAUUUGAUGUAGUCCCCUUCUGAUUGGUCGAUUUUGAGUUCUUGUGCUCUAGUGUUGGAUUAAGUUAUAAUUUAUAUUU
Phalaenopsis equestris is the source of this 988-nucleotide messenger RNA. RefSeq lists its product as uncharacterized. NCBI's taxonomy places the organism in Eukaryota, Viridiplantae, Streptophyta, Magnoliopsida, Asparagales, Orchidaceae. The record is from RefSeq and is a predicted model, not a curated record. The transcript has 6 exons. Bases 135 to 659 code for a protein of 174 amino acids.